GCACAGGCAGGAAAGUGUUGGUGCCUCUAGCGGCGAUCAGUCAUUCCGAAUCACCGCGACGACGAGUCGACAAAGACCGUUACUGAAACUUUGCGCCGAUACUUUAGGCAAGAUGAAUUUGGAGGAAUACUUUGAAAGAAUUGGUUUCCACGGAUCUUUUGAUAAACCGGAUCUUGCAACACUGAAGUUGAUCCACAAACAGCACGUCAUGUCCGUCCCUUUUGAAAACCUCAGCAUCCACUGUGGUGAAAAGAACGUCAUGGACCUCGAUGCCGCUUUCAACAAGAUCGUGAGGCGCGGCCGUGGAGGUUGGUGCCUUGAGAACAACUUCCUGUUUGGCUGGGUGCUGAGAGAAAUGGGGUACGACACCACGUCGCUGGGCUCCAGAGUUUUCGACCAUUCCCUCAAUGAUUUUGGCCCCCUUGAUUCUCAUUUCAUCAACAAGGUUGUCAUUGAUGGAAAGGCUUACAUAACAGAUGUCAGCUUCGGCAUGUCUUUUCAAUUGUGGGAGCCCCUGGAGCUCGUCUCUGGAAUGGACCAACCUCAGGCAGCGGGUGUCUUUCGCCUCCUUGACCAGGGGGAAAUGUGGGUGCUGGAGAAAACUGGUAGAAAGCCGGAGGUUCUCAAUCCAGAGUUUGCCAAAUCAAGUCUGGUGAAGAGGAACGAAACCAAUCAGAUCUACUGCUUCACCUUGGUGCCUCGGGAGGCCGAACAUUUCCUUGAGAUAAACCACAAACUCCAGAACGAGACGUCACUCUUCACCAAUAAGUCCAUCUGCUCUUUGCAAGCACCAACAGGAUUCAGAGCCCUGAUUGGUUGGACCUACGGGGAGGUCACCUACAAACCCGACGAAGGAGUGGACGUCUUGGACAUAAGAAACAUAAUGGACGAUGAGAUAGAGCAAAUUCUUCUUGAAAAGUUCAAUAUAAAGCUGCAGAACAAACUGCAGCCUGUCAACAACAAGUCACACUACACAUUCUGAAAUCCUACACAUGUGCUGUUUGGAAAUUGAUCUGGAAAGAUCCCUCAACCUGUGACAAUCUAACAACCAACCAGGUAGAGCAGCUUGUUGAAAUUUUUUUGAAUCAUGAGCAGUGCUUUAAAUUUAAUCGUGUGUACAUCAAAAAUGUAAUCAGUUUUUUUCUUUUGUUAAUGCUACGAGCAGACAGGUUGUUCUUAAGUAGAGUUUUAAUGACCAAAUACAAAUUUUAACCCAUUUUUGUACGUGUUGUCUGGCAAAAACAUAACUUUUUAAAACGUUCUUCAUGAUACCUAGGACUGAUUUGCUGGGAUGUCAUGUGUAUUAUUUUAUUAUUAAACAAUAUACUUGGAUAUAUAUUUUUGAAAACAAA
Gasterosteus aculeatus aculeatus (three-spined stickleback) is the source of this 1352-nucleotide messenger RNA. Its product is annotated as arylamine N-acetyltransferase, pineal gland isozyme NAT-10. Lineage: Eukaryota; Metazoa; Chordata; Actinopteri; Perciformes; Gasterosteidae. Gene Ontology annotation, molecular function: arylamine N-acetyltransferase activity. The record is from RefSeq and is a predicted model, not a curated record.